AUGCCGUACCCAGAUAAUGCGUCUAUGUCUGAUUCAGACAAUCGUUUGAUUAACGAGGAGCGUAUCUACGACCAAACCAAUCUUGAAGUUGAAUUUAAUAAUCAACUUAAUUUGCUAACUGAGGAGCAACGGUCAGUUUUCCAACAAAUAAUCAACGCAAUUGAGGGUAACAAAGGUGGGGUUUUUUUUGUGUACGGCUAUGGUGGGACCGGGAACACCUUCUUAUGGAAGACAUUAUCUGCGGCAAUCAGAUCAAAAGGUCAAAUUGUAUUAAACGUUGCUUCCAGUGGGAUUGCGUCGUUGUUAUUGUCUGGUGGCAGGACCGCGCAUUCCAGGUUUCGUAUUCCAUUGAAUCUUUCAGAGGAUUCAGUUUGUCAUAUAAAACCUGAUGGAGAUGUUGCUAGACUACUACACGAAACAAACUUGAUUAUAUGGGAUGAAGCGCCUAUGGUCCAUAAGCAUGCAUUCGAAGCGUUGGAUAGAACAAUGAACGACAUUUUCAAUAUCGACACUUCCAACAGAUCAAAUAUCCGCUUUGGAGGAAAGGUUAUUGUUUUAGGAGGCGAUUUUAGACAGAUCCUUCCUGUUGUUCCAAAUGGUGGAAGACAAGAGAUUGUCAAUGCCUCAAUAAGUUCGUCUUAUCUGUGGAAUACAUGUAAGUUGUUGAGACUAACAAAAAACAUGAGGUUAACAGUUGGAAUUUCAGCAUCGGACGCUGAAGAAAUAAAACAAUUUGCAAAAUGGCUUUUGGAUAUAGGUGAGGGAAAUGUUGGUGGUCCAAAUGAUGGAGAAGCGUCAAUUGAAAUACCAAGCGACCUUCUAAUCACUGAUACAUCGGACCCCAUUUCAACUUUAAUUGAUUUUGUGUAUCCUUCAAUUCUUGAAAACUUCAACAAUCAGAAUUAUUUCAGUGAGAGGGCUAUACUUGCACCUAAGAACGAGGUUGUGCAUGAAAUUAAUGAUCGGUUGUUGUCACUAUUCCCAGGCGAAGAACGAGAAUAUCUUAGUUCAGAUAGUCUUUGUCAGUCUGAAAAUCCAAACGCUACACAACAAAAACUAUACUCUCCUGAUGUGCUUAACGGUCUUAAAGUAUCCGGCUUACCUAAUCAUAGGCUAGCACUAAAAGUAGGCGUGCCGGUGAUGCUAUUACGUAACAUUGACCAACAAAAUGGUCUUUGCAAUGGUACACGACUACAAGUCAAAAAAAUGUAUAACCGUGUAAUAGAAGCCGAGAUAAUAUCCGGAGGGAACAUAGGCACUCGCACUUAUAUACCAAGGAUUAGUUUGAUACCUUCUGAUAAAAAAAUUCCCUUUGAGUUUCAAAGGAGACAAUUUCCGUUGGCUGUUUGUUUCGCAAUGACUAUUAACAAGAGUCAGGGACAAUCACUGUCUAGAGUUGGUCUGUAUCUGAAACAACCAGUUUUCACCCAUGGUCAGCUGUAUGUUGCUUUAUCGAGAGUUUAA
Molecule: messenger RNA, 1464 nt
Organism: Helianthus annuus (common sunflower)
Lineage: Eukaryota; Viridiplantae; Streptophyta; Magnoliopsida; Asterales; Asteraceae
Product: ATP-dependent DNA helicase PIF1-like
Exons: 1
Coding region: 1-1464 (487 amino acids)
Biological process (GO): DNA repair; telomere maintenance
Molecular function (GO): DNA helicase activity
Source: RefSeq, a predicted model, not a curated record